UGAAUAGUAGCUGAUAGCCCCUUCCAAUCUUGUUUAGAUCGUCCAUACACCGAGUUCAGCAAGGACUUCACUACCGCUCCUGGGUCUACUGUAGAACUCGCUGAAAGGAUUGGACAUUGGAGCAGGUUUUCCGGCGCAUGCAUCCUCAUCGAGUGUGUUUAUCAGCAAGAUCAUCGAUCAGAGUACGAGAGCGAGUGAGAUGGUCUGGAAGUAAAAGGAAAAUGUCGAACUGGUGCGUUCCCGGAGCACUGCAUGUUGCAGUGGUGUUAGCCAUUGUGUCAUCCACUCGGUAUCAUCCGGAUGGCGGGUGGAAUGGGUUUGCUAAUGCCCUGGGCGGUACCAGCUCUGAACCAGUACCCCCAACUCCGUCGGUGUACACGUUUGAGUCGUUGACACCGACGGCGAGCGGCAGAGUGAAGGACAGUGGGACCCUCUUUGUUAGCAGUAAGUCAGUUGAGUCUGGCUUCUCAUCACCUGGGGAAAUAUUCUGUGGCUAUAGCCUGAAUGAAUCAUGUCCCAGCUUGAUGGACGCUCUGUGGACAGCUCACCACAUUGACCAAUCUAACCGACCGUAUCAGCUCACGAUUUUACUUGUCCCCACUGCGCUUCAUGGCUGUAAAAUCUCAGCAGGGUCACGACAGUUCGAGCACACCUUCCGUUUGUGGUUCAAAAUGCUUACGAUCGCAUCCCGCACCAGCUCUGAUUGCCCAAGCGGGGCUAUUCUUGUACUUGUAGAUGAAUCCCACAUGUCAUCUCCUGGGCCUGUAUACUUACCGUUUAGUUCUGGCAGGUUAGACUUAGGGUUAAGUAGUUUCAAACUGGUGGAAGUUAACUUCAAAGCUAUUUCAUUUAGCACUGAGAACUUUGGCUGCAGUUCACAUUCGAACUACAUCCCGCUAAUCACAUUGGAUUUUAAUGGUCUGGUAACACUGUACAGGCUAUCAAUUUUGUUCCAAAACUGCAGUUUCCAAGUUAGUACUGGCUGUUUUCCAAUGCAAUUAUGGAUUAGGAGUGCUGAAGUUAAGGUGUUGUAUGAUAAUUGCAAGUUCUUUAGCACAGAACAACACAUAGCCUUGCUGGGCUCAGUAAUCUUGAUCGAGUCAUUCGUGGAGGACAGUUGGAGCUACAGAUUAUACCGGAAUAUUUCCUUCCAUAUGCAACACUGCGAGUUCUUUAACAUCAGAAGUCAAAUCACCAAUGGUUCAUUUAUUUCAUUCAAAUCAAAUCUUCCGAUCAGUGACAUCAGCAUCCACCUAAGGAACUGCACCUUCAGGGAUAAUGCCUUAUCGCAAAUAAUACACUGGCAGGAUGCAUGUCCAUCAAGAUUAUCCUUGAAGAUCACAUCAACUUCCUUUGAAAGGAACACGGUAGAGCGCCUAUUUCACGCAGCCAGUAAUAGUAUUGACAUGCUAGUCACAAACACAGACUUCCAGGGGAUGACCAUCUUGCAGGGGAGCAGCCCGCAUGGCCUAAUGUCCAUUGAAGCUGACAGGGGCAAUGUUCGAAUCAGCAACUGUAGCUUCAGUGGCAGUACUAGUCAAGAGGAAGAAUUAGCCUUGCCGACCUGCCCCACAUUGGCAUCAUACAUCGUUCUUACUGGAGCAGCAUCCAACAUAACGGUUUUCAUCGAGAAUAGUGUGUUUCAAGUCAUCGACAACAGGCUACCACUGUCCAGCAUGCUACUGAUUGCAGCAGACAAGGCGCCCACCCCCAUCAUCCUAUCAGGCAGCAAUGCUAUAAGAGGCCAACAUAUUAAGACGAGAGGUCCCCUUUUCCCGGUGGGUAGCGUCGUCUUGAUAAAUGGUGGCCUGGAGACAAACUUCGAUUCCAGCUUCUUACAGCGGCUGGAGGGCCAGGGAGCUCGUGUAGUGUUCCGUAAGCUGAGCAAUUACCAUUUUAUGAGAGCCGCUGAAAGAGACAAGGGCUACGAAAAGAUGAUCGUCAAUACAUCAAUGGGUCUAGCUGUCCACAAUCUCUACCAGUUCAGUGGGUCGUGUGGCAUUGACAGAAGUCACUAUGAUCCAAGCCAGAGGCAAGCAGAGUUGGUGCACAAGAACCGAUGCUACCAGCGUGUAGAUGCAGCACUGGUCUUCGUGGCCGCAGCGCCGGGUGAAGACGGAGCAGACGCAGGGUGGCGAGACGGGCCGCUUUGCCGAGGAUUCGGUUUGGCCACUGAUGCGUGGGAGAACAGCUCCGGUGACGAGGUACACAAUGUCAACUGGACCUCAGAACCAUACUCACUGUGUUCACUACCAGCCGAGACUGACCUGCUGGCGGUGGCUAAGACCGACCACAAGUUAAGAGACUUCAUUCUGAUGAGCUCGGCAUGGCUGCUCUUCUCCAGCAGCAGUGCAGAGUGCUACAAGCAGAUCAACAACACCUGGUUCUACCUGCGACCUUCGUGCACUGUGGCCGAGUUCCAUGCCUCCAUGACAUUGAAAAGGUUGCUGCUCAAGAGUCAGAGACACUCAAGUGCUGCCCGUCUAGCUGACAAAAUCAAAGCGAAUCCUAAGGAGAUCUCCAACGUUGUGAUCGCCGGUCCCCUGCUCCUCUCGCCCUGGGCACACUACAGCGGCAUCACGUGGAAUGAUGAAGCAAUGAACAACACCGACCCUACAUACGUGUCCGACCUGACCUUGUACCCAGCUCCUGGAGAACACCUGGCCAUUGACAUCGGAACGUAUGAUGACUUGCUCACUCCGACCAAGUCUCGACUUAAAGUGCAAGUAUUCUCCGAGGACAAGGACAAGGACAGUGCCACCUUAUUGAGAUAUGGAUCAAAGGGCAGUAACCUAUAUGAAAUACUUCAUGAGCUCUACUUCAUCUCCGGCACGUCCUUGCUAGGAAUUGCAAUCGGGGGAAGCGAAGGCGCGACCGGCUCACUCAGAUUCACCAUGGUCGACAAGCCGAACAAGAAGAAGUGGACCGAUGGCCCGUUUCACCUGUCUGUGCCCUUCAAACUCCGGCCAUGUCACAAAGGAUUCACAGGACCUGUCACAAAGGGUGCUGGAAUUGUGGUAUGUGAGUGCUCGUCUGAAAACCCGGCUAUAAAGAGGUGUCCAAAGGGUCGCUUCGUAAUCUACAACCGUGGCUACUGGGCAGGGAACACUACCAGCAUGAAACGUGCUCCGCAGGUCCGAGACGAACUGUUUCACAAGGUGCACCCGGGCGUUAUCCAGGCGGUGACCGAUCCCUCUACUGACAAUGCAUCAACGUUCAGCUCUUCUUGGGCAUUCAGGGCCUUUGUGGAUUACCAAUACUCGGAGGUGCAAUGCACCAAUGGACUAUGCCAGCAGCAUGGCACGUGGGUGUUUGGCAACAGCAGUGCAUGCAUCCACAACGGAGCAGGUAUCCUAUGUGGACAAUGUGCACCAGGAACUAAGCUCAAGCUUGCCACGGCGAGAUGCACGGACUGUUCACAGGCAAAGGCAGUCAUCCCCCUGGGUGUCUACAUAUCCGUGAUCAUUGUCAUGACGAUUCUCAGCGCUUGCCUCAUGUUCUAUUUCAACGUCGGCCUGUCACCAGUCCUGGAUAGCUGGUUGUUCUUUGUUCAGACAUCAUGGUAUAUCUUCCCAAAAGACAACAAAUUCGUCUACAGCAGCGUGUACACGGUCUUGACAUUCGGGCUCGGUCACCUCUGCAUGACGAAAGGACUAAAUCGACUCCAAGUCAGCACUCUUCUGCUUAUUAAACCAAUCACACUUCUUCUCAUCUUCCUGGCUAUGCGCGUAGCACGAUCGUACAACUACCUUGGAACUCGAUUAGCAAGACUUCAGAGCCACAUGAAACUAGUGCGGGUCAUGUGGUUCGUUCUUGUCUACAGCUACUUUAUGCUCACCUUCACCUCGAUCAGUGUCUUUGACUGCGUCCGCGUGGGUGAUAAUAAAACUAGGCAGGUUUUAGCCAUGGAUGGGUCCAUUGACUGCUUCCAGCACCCGCACCUGGUCUAUGCAAUCGCUGCCAGUGUGAUACUGGUGUUCGUAAUUUUACCACCUCCUGUCAUAUUACUACUCCGGCCGUUUCACGGACACCCGCACCUGAAGGGUUUCGUCGACGAAGCAUGCUCCAUGUACCGGGACAGUUGCAGAUGGUGGUCGGCGGUGAACCUGCUGCGACGAGUGGUCAUGGCGCUGCUGGGCUCGGCUUGGCUGUGGGAUGAGGUAUCACGUCUGGUGAUAACAGUGGGAGCUCUGCUGCUAUUGCUGAUUAUGCAUAUGCAUUUUAGGCCGUUGCGACAAGGCAAGUUUCUCUUCAUCACGUACAACAACUGGGAGUCGUUUCUUCUCUUCCUGGUCUUGAGCAUCUCCGUGAACCAGACCAUCAUGUACACAACCACACAACACAAGCAGACAUUGGCCACCGUUGCCAUGACGUUCUACCUGGCGCCGACGUGCAUCAUCUUACUAGGCGGCCUGUACAAGCAGUGCUUCUCCACUGCGGGCGGAAACGGACGAGUCGCUCAUCUCUCGCUGCGACACCUCUGGCAGCAGUGCAUGCACCACGGUCGUGAGAGAGCGGCAACAGAGCUCGACGAGAGUGCAUUGGCAAAUCUACUUCGCGGAGCUAGAGACCCGCUGCUGGUAGAUCAGAUCAGAGAUCAACAAGAAGGAAAGUUCUGACAAACACCUACUGUAAAAGCCAUUAUUCUAACGAGACGCAUAUAUCGAUUUCCCAAAAUUGACUAGUUUACACGUACCAAAGGUAAUGAUUGUCACUUAUUCUCAAAGCUCAAUAGGACAGUAUAUGGAUCGAUUUCUGUCUAACGAUUUCUAUUUUAACGACAGAUUUCUCCUUGUUAACUCGUUAGAGUUAGCACUUCGUUAUAUAUAUAUAUAUAUGGCUUUUACAGUACCUGCCGGUCUGCUUGCAGUGUAUGCGUCCCUAUUGUAAUGGCAGCUUGUUUUGCUAUAAGUGAGGAAUCUUUUUUUUGUUGCCUGGCAGGUCAGUUUUUUUUGUUUUUUGUAGAUUGGAGCAUGCACAGUAGUUACACAAUGUGUUUUCUGCACUCACUCACUAUCUUCCUGUACAUAAAUAUACAUGACGAAAGUUGCUGCUUCCAACGUAGGAGCUCGCGCUGCCGACUGAUGUGAUUUUACUAUUACCACGGGUGUGGCAACGUUUUAGCGUGGCAACGUUUUAGUUCGUUUUUUAAAUAUACAAGUACCUCCUAAAAUGCCACGGUGUCACCUAAAUAUGUCUCCCCAGCCUCCUGCCCACACCAUUCACGUUCACACACCUUGCUCAUAACACCCUGCCCACACCAGCCAUAUACAUGUACACUGCGCUAAUAAUAACACUGCUAGGUCUUUAACCUCCUGCCUAGUACAACAUCCACACACAUUGCUCACCACCUCCUGCCCACACCAGCCACACAUUCUGCGCUAACAUUGCACUGCUAGCCGCUCCCUUCAACAACCACACACUCUGCACACAGCCUCCUGCCUAAGACAACACCGCUAGCCCGCACAUUCUCACAGCUUUUCAUACCACCUUCUCCUGGCAUAUAUACUGGCAUGGUCGGCACCCAAUCUUUGUUGCCUGAUGAUUGCGAGAGCAUGAAACUUCAAGUCGCAGCAAACAAGCCUUGAUUGUCCUUGUUGUUCUUUUCUGUAAUAUACAUGAUUCAAACGAUUGACUACUGUAGA
This is a messenger RNA of Sycon ciliatum, 5645 nucleotides long. RefSeq lists its product as uncharacterized. The transcript is spliced from 11 exons. Lineage: Eukaryota; Metazoa; Porifera; Calcarea; Leucosolenida; Sycettidae. Bases 138 to 4619 code for a protein of 1493 amino acids. The record is from RefSeq and is a predicted model, not a curated record.